CCUCUCAUAAAGACGUAAUGGCGUUUUAUAUUUUCUUUAUUGGAGGUGUUUAUUAUUCUCAAACAGAUGUGACAGAGUUUUCAACAAGUUUUAAUAGCAUAACCAUAGACAGGAUUAUAACAACAGAUGAUUUUACUACAACAGGUGACAUAAGUUCAUCAGAUGAUUCCGAAGGAGGGGAGGAAUUUUCCACUACCCUCAGUACAGUAUAUUCUUUGAGCACAGAAAUUGAAAAUACCAAAAAGACGUCACCUGAUUGUCGAUUGCCGGGAGUAUUAUACAGAGGAACUAAAAACAUAACGCUAACAGGACGGGUGUGCCAGAGAUGGGCUGAGCAGAGUCCACAUGAACAUAAUUAUGAUGUCAUCAGUCUUGCACAAGAGAACUAUUGUCGGAACUUUGAUCGAGAGGAGCCGUGGUGCUUCACUACUGACCCGGAUGUACGCUGGGAGCUCUGUGGUGUAGAUGUUUGCGCGACUCCAUGUCUGAAUCAGUCUUUUUAUAGGAAUGACGUCAUUAAACAGUGCUACUCAGGCAAUACUCAGGUGGCAGCUGCAGACUGCGAAUUGAUUUCUACAUUUGGUCUUUGUCUAAAGAAACAAAUAGAAAUUUCCUCUGGCGUGAAGUGUCCUGAAGUAAAAUUGAGAUCAAUUCUUCUACAAAUGAAAAGCAAAAUAGAGAGGUCAUUAGGGAAGUCUAUAUCUAAUUGUGUUAAGUCCCCAUGUACUGAUCCUACUUACGCCGAUUCCCUCAGAUUGAUUAGAUAUGCGGAACCUUGCAUUCAAAUAUUUCCCGUUAUUGAUUUGACAUUGGACACACCAAUGGAUAGCCUCUGCCGAACUGCGGUAGGAAUAGCUCACUGUGUGUUAGCAACGGUAACUAAUGAAACGGACUCCACCUGUUUGACCAAAGACAAAAUCAACGUCGCCAACAAUUUUAUAAACCUGAUUCCCAAACAAUUUUCGACCAGGAUAAAUUUUUGCAUAAAGAAUAACUUCACUGAGUUUCUUUCACCAGAUGUAGAAAACACAGUUCAAGACUCAACGACGAAUGUAAAUCAGACUCUGCUUUUCUUGCUCGUCGGAUUUGGGGUUCUUCUCCUUUUUGUCGCCAUCUUGGUAAUCAGCUUAUUGAAAAUGAGAACAAUGUUAUUAAGGAAAAGAAGAAAAGACUUGAUGCGCCUUCCGAGCAUUCCAAAGACAGGGAGUCCUCAGUACGAAGCCACCUUUGUUGUAUCAGAUGCUCCGCACCUUGAUCCCGAUUAUGACGUCAUAGAAGAGAUGGACGAGGGUUAUGAAUGCUUACCCAAACCAAAAAUAGAGAGCACAACACAGACAUUUUCAGAACAAAGAAAUUUUAACACUGAAGAACCAUAUAUUGUACCUAACAAUGUAGAUGCAUCUUAUCUUGAGGCAUUGCAUGUUAGGAAAAAUAUCAUUGAUUACAUAAAUAUCCAUCCUUAUAUAGAUAUAGUGGAGUAUGCUGUGGAUAAUACCGUAGAUGACCAGUUUUUUCAAAGCAGGAAUGGAGAAAAUCUGAGAAAUUUAGAAACGCAAACAGCAUCGAGUAAUGAAAAAAAGUAGCUAACAAUUUUGAAAAAUCAAUGUUUAUUGAUUCAAUAGACCUUUUUCCACUAAAUAUGCUAAACUGUCAUCUUAAUAACAAAUUAUCAAUCGAUAAGUGAUUCAAUAAAAUAAUGGAAUCAAAUAUGUUAAGGUCAAGAUAAGUACAUGUAAAUGAGUUUAUACUGUCUUUUUGAUGCUAGAUCCAUUAUGACUUCAUAAUUAAUUUAAACCCACUUUUUCCUGUACUAUACAGCUUUUAAAGUAUUAUGUAGGAAAUAGAAUACUUUUAUGGUAUUCAAUUCGAAAUCAUGUCGAAAGUAAUUCCGGUAUCUAUAUUCAAUAUCAUUUUAAAGAAGAGGUCAAGGAUAUGUAAAUUACCGGGGUUUUUUUUAGAGAGACUGUAGGCAAUCUGGAUAUAUUUGUAUUGUUUGAUAUUGCAAAAAGUCCCAUAUCUAUAUCUAAUUUUCUUCAUUUUUCAUUAAAAAUGACAGUUUAAAA
Saccostrea echinata is the source of this 2063-nucleotide messenger RNA. RefSeq lists its product as uncharacterized. The coding region runs from base 18 to 1583 and encodes 521 amino acids. The transcript is spliced from 12 exons. The record is from RefSeq and is a predicted model, not a curated record. Gene Ontology annotation, molecular function: signaling receptor binding; endopeptidase activity. NCBI's taxonomy places the organism in Eukaryota, Metazoa, Mollusca, Bivalvia, Ostreida, Ostreidae.